Messenger RNA from Anolis sagrei ordinatus, 797 nucleotides. RefSeq names its product small integral membrane protein 15 (gene SMIM15). The record is from RefSeq and is a predicted model, not a curated record. NCBI's taxonomy places the organism in Eukaryota, Metazoa, Chordata, Lepidosauria, Squamata, Anolidae.
ACACUCCUCAUAGGGAAUUAUGGUCUCCAGAUCUUUGAUCAUUUGAGUCACCCUCUGGACGCCUUCCAGAAUACCAGUAUAUUCCUUAGAAGUUUCCUGCUUAAGGGCUUACCCUGACCAGGCCUGACCUUGCUCAGCCUGUGAGGUAUAAUAAGUUCAGUGCCUGAGGUUAUCUCUUCUUCCUCUUUAUGACAACGGUGCCAAGUCCUGUUCUACAUCAUUAAACUGGAGCUUCUUAGCCCCUUGGGUAGCAGAAAAGAUGCUUGACAAUAUCAAAGGCUGGGCUGAAUAUAUUGUGGAAUGGGCUGCAAAGGAUCCAUAUGGAUUUCUCACAACGGUGAUCCUGGCUCUUACGCCCCUCUUCUUAGCAAGUGCAGUACUGUCAUGGAAACUGGCAAAAAUGAUAGAAGCCAGAGAGAAAGAACAAAAGAAGAAACAAAAACGCCAGGAAAAUAUUGCGAAAGCUAAACGAACAAAGAAGGACUGAAAUGCCAACCCAACUGGACAGAUCUUUUCUUAACCAAGAAUUCUUAUGUUUGUAUAUUUUUGUGUUGUAAUCUUUCUAGGACAUGGAUAUGAGCAAAUCUGAUAAAUCCUGAGGUAAUUUGUUCUUUUUAUUUUGUUAUUAAAGUCUUGUCAUUAAUUUUAAUAGCUUUUGAGAAGUGUUGUCCUGAGAUUUAAUUUCUAAUUUGGAAUGUAUUUGUAAACAAGAUAUCAGUAACACUAUAUGUAUGUAAUGUGUUUAUAAAGUAUGAACUAUCAUUUUGUUGACUGAUUAAAUAACUAGCUCCUUACAA